Elgaria multicarinata webbii is the source of this 917-nucleotide messenger RNA. RefSeq names its product NADH:ubiquinone oxidoreductase complex assembly factor 3 (gene NDUFAF3). NCBI's taxonomy places the organism in Eukaryota, Metazoa, Chordata, Lepidosauria, Squamata, Anguidae. Bases 39 to 569 code for a protein of 176 amino acids. The record is from RefSeq and is a predicted model, not a curated record. The transcript has 5 exons. Gene Ontology annotation, biological process: mitochondrial respiratory chain complex I assembly. Gene Ontology annotation, cellular component: mitochondrial inner membrane.
CCUCCAGAGAAAAGGCCGCCUCCGUUCCUGUUCUCAUCAUGGCUGCUCUCAGGCUGCUGGGUCCCGCUGUGGGCUGGCGACUCGCGGCUGCAGCCAGGCCUAUUUACCCCAACGGGCAGCCUCAGCGGGGCAACCGUCUCACGCCUUCAGAUGAUGAAAUGUACCAGAGGACGUCAAUCCAGCAUUUGGAGAGAGAGUCCCAAGACAUCAUGUUCGUCGAAGGUUACACCAACCGGGGCUUCACCAUCAGCGGGAACAAGGUGGUGGGUCCCUGUGCUGUCUUACCACGAGCCAUCCUCCAGUGGAAUGUCGGCAUGUAUCAGGACAUCAGUGCUGAGAGCCUCACCCUGUUCCGCUUGCUGGAGCCCAGGAUAGAAAUCCUGGUGCUGGGGACGGGAGAUAAAGUGCAGAGGCUGGAUCCUGCUGUCUUGAGGUUAAUGCGUCAAUGUGGAAUUGCUGUGGAAGUACAAGAUACGCCCAAUGCCUGUGCAACCUUCAAUUUCUUGACAAGUGAGCGGCGUGUCACAGCUGCUGGGCUCAUCCCACCUCCUGGUGCUGCCGGCAGAUGAGUCUCUGAAGAUAAGCCAAAGGGUAGGAAGAGUCCCUGGCUGGGAAGAGCCUGGCACAGCAGAGAAAGGGACUUGGCUGCUAUUCCUCCCCACUUCUUCAUUGCUGUGUCUGGCAGCCCCUCCUGCUUGGAAGCAGCCCAGGCCAAAGAAAGAUGGGACGUUGCCAUGCGUAUCGCCACUGCGGAGUGAAAUGCAUCAGCCUAGCGUGGGAGUGGGAGCUUGCCUGGAGUGGAGAAGAUGCAGAAUAUACUUGAACUGGUAGUAUAUGUGCGUGUUUUGCAGUGUUCUGCUUCUGUUUGUAUUGUUUGUAUCCAUUGUUACUCGACUCUGAAGAAGCUGUUCCUACUG